Nilaparvata lugens (brown planthopper) is the source of this 733-nucleotide messenger RNA. RefSeq lists its product as uncharacterized. Gene Ontology annotation, cellular component: plasma membrane. Bases 292 to 585 code for a protein of 97 amino acids. Lineage: Eukaryota; Metazoa; Arthropoda; Insecta; Hemiptera; Delphacidae. Gene Ontology annotation, biological process: sensory perception of smell; detection of chemical stimulus involved in sensory perception of smell. Gene Ontology annotation, molecular function: olfactory receptor activity; odorant binding. The record is from RefSeq and is a predicted model, not a curated record. The transcript has 3 exons.
UUUGAUAGCUUGAUGAUAUACAAAUCGACAAACUUUGAAAAAUAUCACGAGUAGAAAGUUCAUUUUUAGCCUUUGCACAGCCUUAAACCGCGAUCAACUAAUAAUUGCACUGAUAUCCGCUUCUCUCAUUGGUUCACAUAGAAUUUAAACUAUAUUAAAUCACAGUAAAAUUGUAUGAAUGAGACAGGAAUUGAAAUUAAAUUGAUAAUUAAAAUCGGAAUAACAAUGUAACAAUGGUUUCUCUUGAUUUCAUAGGUGACUGAGUUGAAAAAAGUUGUCUUAUCUGUUUUCAUGUUUUUCUUUACCAAUGUGGUUUUAUUUCUCAUCUAUCAGAAUGGACAACGAAUUUUCAACCAGAAUGAUAAACUCCGAGAAUCACUGAUGGAAGUUCCAUGGGUAGACAAACCCCGCUGGCUGAGACAAACGAUGCAUAUUAUGCUGACUCAGGCUAAUCGAGAUAUUCAAAUCAAACCUUACGGCAUUUUCACACUUAACUACAUGACCUUCAAAGAUUUGAUGAAAUUCACAUUCUCGGUUGGAAACGUGAUUUAUACAAAGAAGCAGCUAACAAGUCAGACUCCAUAAGAAUGAAUAUUAAAUUAUAUUUAAUGAAUAAAUGAAAUUGGGCAAAUGUACCUUCCAAUUCGUUUCCAUCUGUAGAUAUUUGAUGAAUGUCAACUUGUAAAUUAAAAAAUAAAUCAGGUUUGAAUCGGAGUGUAUGAAUUCAACCUAA